Molecule: messenger RNA, 981 nt
Organism: Beauveria bassiana ARSEF 2860
Lineage: Eukaryota; Fungi; Ascomycota; Sordariomycetes; Hypocreales; Cordycipitaceae
Product: MED6 mediator sub complex component
Exons: 2
Coding region: 1-981 (326 amino acids)
Biological process (GO): regulation of transcription by RNA polymerase II
Cellular component (GO): mediator complex; core mediator complex
Molecular function (GO): transcription coactivator activity
Source: RefSeq, a predicted model, not a curated record
AUGGACAACCCAAGCGAUCCACCGCUCGACGAGAUACAAUGGCACUCGCCACAGCUCAUUCACGAGAUGGGCGGCCUGCACUCCAACACGAUUCUCUUUUACUUUGCCGAGUCGCCGUUUUUCGAGCGCACCUCCAACAACGCCGUCAUCAUGAGCCAGGCCAUGAACAACAUGUCCAUGUACCAUUUUAUCCAGACCCGCGAGGCCUUUGAGGGUCGCCUCAAGACCAUGUCCGGGCUCGAGUUUAUCGUCGGCGAGGAGCCCGCCGAGUCGGGUCCGGGCAUGGGCACAGGCGUUUGGGUCAUUCGCAAGCAGACGAGGCGAAAGCGCUACCAGGAAGCGGAUGAGAUUACGGUGCAUGCGUCGUAUUUCGUGGUCAAUGAAAACAUCUACAUGGCGCCCACGCUCGCAGAUAUCCUUGCGGCGCGAAUCAUGUCGAUAUCCUCCGCCAUCGCGAAAGCUCUCCCCGCUGCUGAAGCCGCACGACGAUGGCGCCCUUCCGGCGGCCACAGCUACAAACCGCCCGUCGUGGCAGCGACUGGCCCAGCCGGCGCGCUCCAGGCCGCGCGCGCGCGCAUGCAGGACUCAAAAGAGGGCACGCCCGCUUCGGGCGCCACCAGCAAGAGCGCGACGGCCCCUGCGCCGCGUAAUAUCGAGGAGCUGUCGCUGGAACGAUCGGCUGAGGAGGCAUUUUGGGUACACAUGCGGCACGGCGGCGAGUACCUCGACGAGAAUCCCAUCACGGGCCGACCGGGUGAGUUCCACCUGUCGUCGACGGGCCGCAAGCCCGCCGUGGCGCCGCAGGCCAACAAGGCGCCCACGGGUAUCAGCGCCAUGACGGGGCCGCCGCGGCUCAACACAAAGGUCGACGACAAGAAGGACGGCAAGGCGGAGAAGGCGCCGCGGUCGGCGAUGCCGAAACCGAAGCGCAAGAAGAGCAAGCUAGGUGGCACGGCGACACGUACACCUACAGCAGCUUGA